Manduca sexta (tobacco hornworm) is the source of this 3485-nucleotide messenger RNA. It is a transcript of the gene Drak, whose product is annotated as serine/threonine-protein kinase 17A. The record is from RefSeq and is a predicted model, not a curated record. Gene Ontology annotation, molecular function: ATP binding; protein serine/threonine kinase activity. The transcript is spliced from 7 exons. Lineage: Eukaryota; Metazoa; Arthropoda; Insecta; Lepidoptera; Sphingidae. Gene Ontology annotation, cellular component: nucleus. Gene Ontology annotation, biological process: intracellular signal transduction; positive regulation of apoptotic process; protein phosphorylation. Bases 467 to 1963 code for a protein of 498 amino acids.
CCGGAAUCGGAAUUUGAAUGGCACGGUAUCGCAUGGUUGGCUGGUGAGCCGCCACAAACGGCAGAAACGUGUACGGCGAAGUGCGGUCGACUCGUCGAUGCGCUGCUGUUCCGCCGCGCUUGUCAAUUUUCAGUUUUUUCGAAACGCGUGUGUAAAUAAACAAAUUAUUACUUUUCAUUGCGAUUUAUGAUGAAGUGAUACAAAUGUUUGUUUUAUAAUCGUGUCUUUACAAAGUGGAGCGUUUUGUAUGUAUCCGUAACCGCUUCUCGCAAUGACAAGGGAGAGCACUCAGUUACCUUUUGAGAAACCGGAGGCAUUAAAAUGUUUCAUGUGGCCUAAUUGAUGCCUCGUUUUUUGUAUAAAUAAGUGUAUACGUUGAUUUUAAGUACUACUGUGAAUUGUUUAGUGACGCUUUUGAAGUUUAACCGUCGUUUCGACUCGGUCGUCAGUCGUCUACACGUUGAAAAUGAGUGUGUUGAGUGGUUUGAGCAAAGCUGACUUCAAGACGGCAAGCGAUGGGCUGCUGGAGUUGCCCGAGGAACGGCUCCGGAGUAUCAUGCGCACGGAGCCCAUCACCUCCGUCUACCACGUAGAACAGACACCCUUUGCAAGGGGCAAAUUCGCGUCAGUCCGCAAGAUCCGGCACCUGGUGUCGGGCAAGGAGUACGCGGCCAAGUUCAUCAGGAAGCGGCGGCGCGCGGCCGACACCACGCGCGAGAUACUUCACGAGGUGGCCGUGCUGGCGCUGUGCGCGGACUGCACGCGUGUCGUCAGCUUGCACGAGGUAUACGAAACACGUUCAGAAGUGGCCAUAGUGCUAGAACUAUGCGCGGGCGGCGAGCUCCAGCGCUUACUAGACGAGGAGGAGCGGCUCUCGGAGGGCGCGGCGAGGCGAGCGCUCCGCCACGUGCUGGAGGGCCUGGCGCACCUGCACGCGCGCCGGGUCGCGCACCUGGACCUCAAGCCGCAGAACCUGCUGCUCACCGCCAGCGGGGAGGAGCUGCUCAUCUGCGACUUCGGCAUCAGCAGAGCGAUACAGUCCGGCGCACACGUCAGGGAAAUAUUAGGCACGAGGGAUUAUGUCGCGCCAGAGAUCCUGUCAUACGAGCCGCUGUCGCUGGCCGCGGACAUAUGGUCCGUGGGGGUGCUUGCGUACGUGCUGCUCAGCGGGUACUCGCCGUUCGCGGGCGACACCAAACAGGAGACGUACCUGAACAUUGCGCAAUGCCAGCUCUCGUUCCCGAGGGACUUGUUCCGCGGCGUCUCGCAGCGCGCCGUGCAUUUCAUAAGGGAGACCCUUGUUGUUGAUCCGAAGGGUCGUCUUACAGUGGAAGAGUGCCUGGAGCACCCCUGGUUGAAAGACGAGGCGGACAUGCCGCGCGUCAUCGUAGGCGUCGGCUACGAGGCCGCGACGCACUCCGACGACGAGGCGGACGAGCACAGCCUUAACGGAGUUAACGGCGUUAACGGAAUUAACGGCGUAAACGGUAUUAACGGAUGCAACGGCAUCAACGGUGUCAACGGUCACAACGGAUGCAACGGCACUAAUGGCACACACGACGACGAGACAGAGUCGUCGCGGCCGUCGUCGCCGAGCGCGCCCGGCGCCCGCGACGAGCGCGACGACGAACGCGACAAACCGCUCAAGCAUGCGCAUGCGCGCGACAACUCGCCGCCCUGCACCGACGCACCCUCCACACCCAAGGUGUCGCGCAAAUCACACCCACAUCCUCCGUCAGUGCUGGCGCUCUGCAAGAAAUUUCAACCCGACUACGAAAAGCCGGCGAAACUGUCACACGCCCUGUCGCCGCCCGCGACAACGACAGAUUGCGCGUGCGCAAACACACGAGACACAGCGGGGAGCGGCGCGAGCGUGGGGUCGGUGGGGUCGGUGGGGUCGGUGGGCACGUGCCUGCGCGUGCGCGCGGCGCGGCCGCCGCCGGACCGCGCCGUGCUGUGCUAGCGCUACCUGUGCUGCGCGCUGCGGCGGCCCUAGCGUCGCCGCCGCGCCCUGCAGCGCGGAGCCCCCGGCACCACCCGGCACCACCCGGCACCACCCGGCCACACCCAGCCUCACCCGGCCUCACCCGGCCGCUCCUCCGCCGACGGUACAAAACGCAUAAUCGUCACGCGAGCGUCGUCGCGACCCGCGGCGACACCGCCCGCUCCGAUCGAUAUACGACGAUGGCCUUAUUCGGUGUUCAGAUUGUGUAGUAGAUGGUUAACAGAGUACGUACUUAUCGGACAAGGAUUCGCCGAAACAGUAUGUUAUUAUAUUAUGAUAGGAGAUGUUUUGUUUUGAUUUCUAUGGCGGGGAGCGGGCGGUGCCGCGGCGCGUCGCCAGUGUAGUGCGGGAGAGAGAAGGGAGGCGUCGCACGCGGACCACGCCACGCCGCACCAGUUGUAAAUAAUCUAAUAAUGUCGUGUUUAUUUAUUUGAUAAUGGGCUGCACAUGCGGACGUUUCCGUCGAUGUCGAUAGACGCAACUUCGACCCGCAAGUGGACAAAAUCGACUUUUCGACUACAGCCGUGCUAUUCUAUUGUAUCGAUUGAGUCGAAUGAUGUUUGUGAAGUUUGUACAGUGCGUAAAGCCGCAGCUGUACCUAUCGCGCCCGUCACGCGUCCGUGUCGUGCCCGUAACGCGCUCGUCACGCGUCUGUGUCGUGCCCGUCACGCGCUCGUCACGCGCCCGUCACGCGCCCGUCACGCGCCCGUCACGCGCCCGUCACGCGCCCGUCACGCGCUCGUCACGCGCCCGGCACGCGCCGGCGCCGCGCCACGUUACAUACUUACUUAGUUAUUAAAUGAAAUUGUUAAUGUGUCGGUCACAUCGCGUGACGUCUAUAUUGUAGAUGUAAGUGUUCAGAUUGAUGCAGAGGAGAGUACUUGAGAGGGCGGCGGCGCGGUGAUACGCCUCCGCCCGGUCGCGUCGUCGAGUGUCUGGGACCAAAAUUUGAUUGUCUAGCAGUCGCAAUACGAGUCCGCGCGGAUUGUGAAGCCGCGCGGAUGGAUAUUUUUAAUAAAAUGGCCGGAUGAAGUCGGUCGAGUCAAUUGUGACAGUUAAUAUUGUAGCUAUGGGUACCUAAUCGUUGAUCUAUCGCUUAUGGCCAAGAGUUGUUAAAUGUUUGAUAUGUACAAUAUUGAAAUUUUAUCACUAGGAGUGACCGUUUUCGGGUUGUUAUUUAGAUAGGAUAAAUUACGUAGUUCGUGCGAUGGUCUUAUGAGCUCAAAUCUUGCGUCUCGUUAUAUUUUGUGUUGAUGUUUAUCAUCGAAGUGCUUAAGCGCGAUGUCUAGUUAGAACAUUAUUUCCACAUUGAAAAAUCUAUUUCUAUGUCUCAUUGUGUAUUUUUUUGUUUUCUUUGUCAUUCAUAGUGAUUUUUUUGUUUCAUUUUAACCAUUUUCUUUGAACUAAACACGAAGAUUACCUUUUGAAAACUGUUGUGAUUCAAAACUCAUUUGUAAAAAAUAAAUUAUUGUGAUAUAAA